AAUAUACAUAAAUACAUCGGCACAGGUACUUUACCCUGGCUUAUCCUUGAAUACAAUGGCAGACAAUGACGGAAGUCCAUCGCAUGAACGCACACUACAUGAGGAGAAGAAGCAAAUCGAAGAAGAGUUUUUCGAGGAGCAGGCGGCUCGCUCCGUUGCUGGGCAACAGAGAAGACGCGUAACAGUACAAACAAGAGCAGGCGAAUCGUUUGGUGUGAGCAUCUGUCGGUUUGGAGUAUCAUUUUACAUCACAGAGGUUUUAACGGGAACGAAGGCAUAUGCAGCCGGCCUGAGUGUAGGAGAUCGUAUCGACUGCGUGAAUGAAGAAACUGUGCAAGGGAGUGACAAUUACAACUCCGUUGAUAUAUUAGAGAUGUGCAAAAACUUCGACGAGAUUCGUUUAAUGGUUGCUGAGAAGCCCAUCACCCGUUUAUGGAGAGUGUACCAGGACCCUACGGUUACCCGGGCUGUGCGCAUGGACGACGACUUAGGUCGGCCUGUUGUACACCUCGCCGCCACGGACGCGAUGAACGAAAUGCAGCCAGGACUGACUAUAUUUGAGGUGAAUGGUCGCGAUGUUCUGCAUCUACAUGAUAAGGAUGUGAUCAAUUCUAUGGUGAAAGCGUUAGAGAAGCAGUUAAGGGUUGAUGUGUCGUUUGUACCGACAGUGUUCGCCAACGAAGUGGUGAAAGCAAGGGAAGCACGGAGAGAGCGAUAUAGACAACAGGGUGGAGUAUCACAUGCGACCGGUCAAGUUUCGCUAGCGGUUGGCUUACGAACCGGGACACCGACAGCUCAUGGGCCCCAAACGACAUACUCAAGUAAUGUAGCACCUGCAGUUCGUGCGCCUCCAGUUCAGACACCUCCGGCAAAUAAUUCUCAAAGUAACGCUUACUGAUAAGAUGCCGCAGCCAAAGUGUACAUGACGGCGAGAAGGAGAUUCGUGUGUAAUUAGAAUUGAGAUGGUAUACCGCCAAUGUUCAGAUUUUAUCUGAUAUACGGCGGCCGCAUUGAGUAUUUUGCUAUUUCCACACGGACCUCAUGUAUAGUCACUGGAUUGAUAUGAUUCUUUUAUCUGGCAAUGUUUUCCAGCAGCUUGGCUAUGAUGGUAGGAUCAAAAAGGCCAGAUCUGCAGGACUGUUCUCACCACAUUGCAUCUCCUUUUAUAGCAGAGCAUCAUCUACCUGGGCAUCGUAUAUUCGUGUGCAGGAGCAACAGUAUAGCCAUAGCGAGCGUUCAUCGUCAGUACCGGUUGAACAACCCGAUCCAGCACAGUCUAUCGUCAAGAUCUUUACGUAAUUUCAAAAUCUGACAGUAUGAUAGCUGGAUCCUCUUGUGAUGUCAGAGUUCUGUGUGAUCACUAAACCUUACAGUUCGAGUGCCAGUGGGUCUGUCAGUGAAUGUGUCGUAUGUGAACCAUGGACCGAUAUGAAUCCGUUCCGAAGCACUCGCAUACAAGGAAGCCAGGCUGGUGUGACGAACUAUUCGCCCCACAGUGUGACCGGAUUGCUACGAGGCUCGGAAAUUAAUUCUGUCAUAUGCAGCUAGGCUGCAACGUCCAUUGCCAUAAUGACGGCUGCUUAGUGAAUAUUGUUAACUGGGUUCAGCAAGCAUUUCACUAAACGCCCAAAGAGUAUCGGACUUGGAUGAAAUACAUAUACAAUGUCAACGUAAACAGGUCGUUUGUUAACGCAUCAUACAUUAGUGUUCACCCUAGUAGGACUUAAUAUGCGCUUCAUAAAAUAACCCAUUCGGUCGGAUCGCAGCCGAUGAUAAAUUAUGUUCAUAGCUCGUCACCUCGACAUAUUCAUUUACCUCAUGACCCUUUAAAUACUUGCAUCAGUUACAAGCCGUCAAUCUUGAAAUAGUGCUCAAGUUUCCAUCGUAUACUUUUAUACUACUAAUACAGAAAUGGUACGGGAUCUGGGUAAGUGUGAGUUCACGUUUCCUCUUCAUUAAAAUACCAUUGUGCUC
Messenger RNA from Sphaeroforma arctica JP610, 1974 nucleotides. RefSeq lists its product as hypothetical. NCBI's taxonomy places the organism in Eukaryota, Ichthyosporea, Ichthyophonida. The coding region runs from base 56 to 898 and encodes 280 amino acids. The transcript is spliced from 3 exons. Gene Ontology annotation, molecular function: protein binding. The record is from RefSeq and is a predicted model, not a curated record.